Molecule: messenger RNA, 750 nt
Organism: Benincasa hispida (wax gourd)
Lineage: Eukaryota; Viridiplantae; Streptophyta; Magnoliopsida; Cucurbitales; Cucurbitaceae
Product: bidirectional sugar transporter SWEET16-like
Biological process (GO): carbohydrate transport
Cellular component (GO): membrane
Molecular function (GO): sugar transmembrane transporter activity
Source: RefSeq, a predicted model, not a curated record
AUGGAGGCUCUUCCUAUCUUUGUUGGAGUGAUAGGAAACAUCAUCUCAGUAUUGUUCUUUCUUUCUCCUUUAAAAACAUUUUGGAGAGUGUUGAAGAAAAGAUCAACAGAAGAAUUUGAUAGUAUUCCUUAUAUUUCAACUUUCCUCUCUGCUUCUUUGUGGGCUUAUUAUGGCCUAAUUAAGCCUGAUGGCUUUCUUGUUGUCACUGUCAAUAUCUUUGGAGUUUCCCUUCAUUUUUGUUACCUCACCAUCUUCCUUCUAUUUUCACCUCCAAACAUCAAAGUUAGAACUGCAACUCUAGUGGCAAUUUUUUAUGUUGGAUUUAUGGGAGGAACAAUUUUGGCAUCGUAUUUGAUGUUACAUGGGAAUUCUCGAAUUAGUGUCAUUAGAUUUAUUUGUGCUGCUCUUAACAUUAUGAAUUGUGGUUCACCUCUUGGAAUAGCGAGGAAAGUGGUGAGAACAAAAAGUGUGGAGUAUAUGCCUUUCCUUCUUACUUUGUGCAUAUUUUUGAACUCUGGAGUUUGGGCUUUCUAUGCUGUUCUUGUUAAAGAUCCCUUCAUUGGAGUACCCAAUUUGAUUGGAUUCCUUCUAGGUGUGAUGCAAUUGGUAAUCUAUGUCAUUUACUUGAAUGGGUCUCAAUCAUCCAAUAUCCCUAUCUCAUACAACAAAGAGGAUAAUUCACUGUUACAUCAACAUCUUCUUCCACCACCUUCCCAAACCACGUCGUGUUUAAAGACCGAGCAACUCUAA